ACGACCAUCGUCGGCUUCGCUUAGGGUUUUAACCUGAAAAUGGCGAAUCUUAUGCACAGAUUUCUCAGGAACCAAUCCUGUUUAAGAGCAAUCCCGAGGCUUACUCCGAUUACAAUAACCCAUCAGAAGCCUUGCAUCAGCAACAAGGAGUCUGUAUCCGUGGAAUUCGAUCCAGUUCCUCUUACCAAUCCCGUGAUUAACGUCGCCGAUAAAUCUCACCGGUUUUACCCUAGUUUCUCAAUCGGGUACGGGUUUAACCCGACUCUGAUUCAUGAUGAUUCGGGUCUAAUCGAAACGGUGCCGUUCCCGAACGUGGUGGUGGAGGAGAAAGAAGAGAAGGAGACUGUGAUUUAUGCAGAUAGUGUGAAGAAGAAGAGGAAGAAGAAGAUGAAUAAGCACAAGUAUAGGAAACUCAGGAAGAGUCUUGGACGCAAAUCGUAGAGUUUCCAUAUUCCGGUGAGAAAAAUGGAAACUUUGUCUUCUUCUAAAUGUUGGGGAUUUCAAGUUCGAACCAUAUUAGUAGUAUUGAAUUAGAUUGAUAAAUGUUGCAAAGUACUGAGGAAUCUCUAUAAAUUGGGUUAGAGUUAGUGUUAAUUGUUUGUUUUCCUCAAUAGUUUCAUCAAAUUCCACACCAUUGCAAUGUUUGCUCUGUGUUAAAUAGCUUCAACUGAGUGUGCUUAUAAAUGGUGAUGUUCCAA
Arabidopsis arenosa is the source of this 698-nucleotide messenger RNA. NCBI's taxonomy places the organism in Eukaryota, Viridiplantae, Streptophyta, Magnoliopsida, Brassicales, Brassicaceae. The record is from the annotation of a GenBank genome assembly.